Plenodomus lingam JN3 is the source of this 504-nucleotide messenger RNA. NCBI's taxonomy places the organism in Eukaryota, Fungi, Ascomycota, Dothideomycetes, Pleosporales, Leptosphaeriaceae. The record is from RefSeq and is a predicted model, not a curated record.
AUGAAGCUGCAAGUGGCAGUCGCGCUUUUUGCAUAUAUACAAUCAUCUUCUGGGCUGCUUGACAAUAACGCGCUGUCAUUAACAUACUUUGGCAAGUACGCGCCAAGAUCUUUCGUACCCAUCAGUGAGACCUGGGUUCGAAUGGUUUCAUUUCUACCGAGUUCCUUGAUGACCUGGGUUGGCAAACCAAGCCAUGGGCAUCUCUUAACGAUGCUACUGGCUUCCAUCUGCUCGAAGGUCGCUGGUGUCACGAUCGCCAAUACAAAGAAGAUUAUGCAACGUCCAUGUACAGCUCCAACAGCAAUACGCGACAAUUCUCGGAAAGCAUGGCUGUGGCAAGGAUAUCUGAUAGACGGUGUUGCAGCAGAUGCGACGGCUCGCCUCGAUGCUAUGGAGAAUGUCUUCAACGCGUGGCAGGACUCGCUCGACCCUUCAAAGGGUCUCUACUGGGUGGAACCUCUGCGAGAUGCAACAGAAUACAGAAUACACAAUCUUGAGUAUUGA